Messenger RNA from Astrephomene gubernaculifera, 1826 nucleotides. The record is from the annotation of a GenBank genome assembly. NCBI's taxonomy places the organism in Eukaryota, Viridiplantae, Chlorophyta, Chlorophyceae, Chlamydomonadales, Astrephomenaceae.
CGCGAACUGACUUAGACGAAGACGAGAGAAGGCGCCACUUAAGGCGCAGUCCGAAAAGAUGGUGUUGAAAAACACCGGGGAGCCAGAGGCUAUAUGCAGUCGGCGUAGACAGUGAUAAUGGUCUCGGAGCCAGUCGUAUCAGAUCACGCGGGCCCAGUGUACCGAUGUACCUGGCCGCACAUGAAUAAUCAUAGCUCAGGAAUUACCUUGAGUUACGUUAACUAUCCGGUACACACUGAUACUCGGAAGUAAUGACAUGUAAUGAUCAUGACUGAUAGCAAUUACGGUCCGGGACUUUGAUUCCUCUGUUUUGCCUUAUCGGAAUUUCUUAAGUCCGAUUCUUAUCGUUACAUUCCUCCCCACCUAGAGCGAGAGUCCCUGCGAGCUUAUGUUUGCUCCUUGUUGGCACGUCGCUCCGUCGUACCGUGCUAUUGACGUGUACGUUUUGAUGGCUUCCCCUCGGCUGUGGCUGCCACACGUUUUUGCUGUGCUGGUCCAUCAGCUCGUGUUUUCCGCACCUGUGUAGCAUGGGUGGCCCAAUACUCGUCUAUUGCUGCUUCUGUGAUGUUGAGUUCGGGCUCCCAGCUGUUGUGCUCUGGUCCGUAGCCUUCCCAUGCAACAAGAUACUCACGUCGUGUUUUCCUGCCAUGCUUAAUGUCUCGGUGGGCUAGUAGUCUGCUGACGGCCCAGUAGGCGCCGUCCUCCAGCACUGCCACGGGACCAGCCGGCGUGCGUCCUGUGCCUUCUUUGAAGGGCUUGAUGAGGGACACAUGGAAUACGUUGUGGCACUUGUAUGAUGGUGGUAGGUCUAGCUUGACCGCGACGGGUCCUAUGCGCUCUAGUAUAGUGAAGGGUCCUAUCCAAAGUGGUAGCAGUUUGGUUGUACCAGGGUGCCGUAGCCGAAUGUUCUUCGUGCUUAACAGUACCUUCUGUCCCUUCUUGAAUUGAGCGUCACGGCGAGCUGUGUCGGCGUAUUUCUUGUAUCGGUCCUGCGCUUUGGCAAUGAACCGUUUGGCGAUUUCCAACUGCUCUUUCAUGUCCGUACAGAAUCGUGCUGCUGCCGGCACGGGGCUGUUCUCCAUGCCUAGCAAUGUGGGUAGGCGUGGUGUACGGCAGUAGUUUAGUUGGAAAGGUGUUGCCUUGAUGGACUCUUGGUAUGUAUUGUUGAUUGCAAACUCGGCUAAGGAGAGCUUGACAUCCCAAUCAGUUUGCGCUGGAUUUACGUAGUUGCGUAGGAUUUCCUGCAACAAGCGAUGCAUUCUUUCCGUUUGCCCAUCCGUUUGUGGGUGGUAAGCGGUUGAUAGCUUUCGUUCGGUACCAGUGAGGCGCAGUAGCUCAGUCCAGAAUUUGCUAAUGAACUGGGGUCCACGAUCCGAAACCACUUCUUCCGGGAAUCCAUGGUGGCGGAAGACAUUAUCGAGGUAUAGCUGGGCUAAGUCUUCAGCUGUCACAUCUUCGGUUGUGGGAGCGACCCGACACAUCUUUGUAAGACGAUCAACGAAGGUGACUAUGGUAUCGUACCCCGCCGUGGUUUUUGGCAGGUGUGUGAUGAAGUCCAUUGACACACUCCCCCAUGCGGCAGUAGGAAUGGGCAAUGGUUGUAGCAACCCUGCGGGCUUCUCAUGCGGUGGUUUAUUCCGCUGGCAUAGCUCGCAUGCAGAGACAUGGCGUCCCACGUCUACUGUCAUUCCAGGCCACCAGAACUCCCUGCGGCAGAGUUCCAAAGUGCGGGUUAUUCCGCGGUGUCCUGCAUAAGGUGAGCUGUGCAGCUCCCUUAUGAUUCGGUUGCGUAGGUCAUUGUGUUCCGGAACCACAAUCAGACCACC